CGUCAUUCAGGCCGAGCUAUACGCAUGCGCGCUGUGCGGGACUCCUAGUAGCGGAGACCGGGACCUGCUGGAGAAUCAUUGCCUUGCUAUCAUCACCCGCUUGAUACUGGGCCUUCAUCUCCGCCGCAGCCAUGAGCUUCUUCGGCUUCGGGCCGGCCGCGGAGCUGGACAUCACGCUGACGGACGCGGAGAGCCGCAGGCGGGUGGAGCACAAGACCGAGGAUGGCAAGAAGGAGAAAUAUUUUCUUUUCUACGAUGGGGAGACCGUGUCCGGCAGGGUUACUGUCAACCUGCGGAACCCGGGCAAGAGGCUGGAGCACCAGGGGCUGAAGAUCGAGUUCAUCGGGCAGAUCGAGUUGUACUAUGACCGGGGAAACCAUCAUGAGUUUGUCUCGUUGGUGAAGGAUUUGGCGCGUCCUGGAGAGAUCUCACAGUCCCAGAGUUUUGACUUUGAAUUUACUCACGUGGAGAAGCCAUACGAGUCCUACACGGGGCAGAAUGUGAAGUUACGGUACUUUCUGCGUGCCACCCUCAGCCGCCGACUUAACGACGUCGGAAAAGAGAUGGACAUCGUGGUUCAUACGCUCAGCACUUACCCUGAACUGAAUUCUUCCAUUAAGAUGGAAGUGGGCAUCGAAGAUUGUCUGCACAUCGAGUUUGAGUACAACAAGUCCAAAUACCACCUUAAAGAUGUAAUUGUAGGGAAAAUCUACUUCCUCCUCGUGCGGAUCAAGAUCAAACACAUGGAGAUCGAUAUCAUCAAGAGGGAAACCACAGGCACUGGACCAAAUGUUUACCAUGAAAAUGACACUAUCGCCAAGUACGAAAUCAUGGACGGAGCCCCAGUACGAGGUGAAUCCAUACCCAUACGGCUGUUUCUAGCUGGCUACGAGCUGACGCCAACAAUGAGGGACAUCAACAAGAAAUUCAGCGUGCGCUAUUACCUCAAUUUAGUGCUGAUCGACGAGGAAGAGAGACGCUACUUCAAGCAACAGGAGGUGGUCUUAUGGCGUAAAGGCGACAUCGUGAGGAAGAGCAUGUCUCACCAGGCGGCCAUCGCCUCUCAGAGAUUCGAGGGAACUCACCCUGACAACCGGCCUCAACACAGCGGGGCAGCUACAGGAGGCCAGGAGAAUGAGUGACUGCUUGUUCAGUAGGAGAACGGUGACUAAACAGAGACUGGACCUCUCCAAGCCCGCCCGCGAUAACGUGGACACUCGGUGGGUCAAGCUUGCAGAGGGAUGAGACCAGCUUCACUUACCAGGCCGGCUGUCCGUUCCUCUUGCUUCUACUUGACGUUCAGUAACAUAGGGGUGGGGGGGAGGGGAAGGAGCAGUGCCUGGCCCCUUUAACCCUUUGUGUUUAUAUUUUUUAUGAUCGUAUUGGCUUGUCAUUCUCACAGGCAAUCCCACUAUUGAAGCCCAAUAUAUCUGGUUGGAAAAGCAUAGGCUCGUCCUUUUACACAGGGAGGGUUCUUAUACCUGACAAGUGCCCUCUUCUCCUCCUGGUUGUAGACUUAGUGCUGACCUCCGUUUAUUGGUGUCUUGGUGCCAGUAAAGGACCUGUCUGUCCAUUCCAAGCGCCUCUCACGUGAGAAGCUCUGACCACUAGAGGCAGCAUUGCCCUGCAUGACACAAGUCAUAGGUCCUGUAUAUUACAUAGACAGUAUAUAUACGUAUAAAGGGAGAUCUUCAAGCUAACCCUCAUACAAGAGACUGUAAUUGGGUCCAUAGAUCGGCGUGUAUUAAAGGGAAUUUAUUUGCUGGCGUAAGACAUGAGGGAAUCUGUGAGAAUUGCUAUUCUGAAGCUGUGUUUCCCAUGUAGGAUGCUGAAAUACUUCUAUUUUGGGCUCCAUUGUCUCAUAUCGUUCUGUAAGACCUCAUUCAGAUGUCACAUUUUAGCAUUGAUAUUACAGCUGCGGAUCCUGGCCCAAUCGCGGGUGUAACAACCCAAAUUAUUAGCACCAAAGAGAUCUUUAGACCCUUGGUCGGUCCAGGAUUGCAGCUGUAAUCUAGUCACCAAACUGGCCAGCGAUUGUGCUGUGGGUUUCACCCCAGCUACAUUUAAAGGGUGUUUUCCAGGAGUUUAAUAUUAAUGGCCUCUAGGAUAUCUGAUCGGUGGAGGUCCGUCUCCAAGAACCAUCUCCGAUCAGCUGUUUGAAGAGGCCGAUGUAGUCAUGUUCAUCAGUGACAUGGACUAGAUGCAACACAGCCCCAUUCAUUUGAAUGAGUCUGGGUUUCGAAUACCAAGCACAGCUGAUAUCCAAUGGAUGGAUUUGUGCCUGGUAAGCUGUGAAGAGGCCGCAGUGGUCACUGGAGCGAUGGUGGUGUUGGGUGUCAGAGCCCUGCCAAUCGGGUGCUGGUGACCUGCCCCGAGGAUAGGAUAGUCUACUCCCAGCAAACCGAAAACCCCUUUACAAUUAUGAAAUAAGCUGCAGAUUUUGAAGUCUGUAUGGAAAUUUUAUGUUGCACAUGGAUGAGAUUUAGGAAAAGCUCAUCUACUUGCUAUGUACUGUAUUCUGCCAUGGGGUGUACCUGCAGCAAUAUCCACAUCACAUAUCCCAGUCCUAGAUUCACCCCAUGUCUUUUCCUCCACAACAACCCCUUUCACUUUAUUACAACUGGAUUUUAUUUGCAGAAAUUUCUGAGCCAAACUUAUGGUGUGGAAAUGUCCCCCUAACAGAAUGUGAUUCCUCAGUUAAAUAGGUUUUCGCAGAUUUGCUCAUCUCUUCCAGCAGUAAACGGGCUCUUGUAUAGUCAUCAGGCGGCGUGCCUCUUUGGAUGAAAUCACACCAGGAGUGAGCGCACGUAAUACAAUGUGGUCCAAUUCUUAAAUGGCCAGUAACCCUUUAUAAUGGGCUGUCCGUCAUACAAACAGGUGUAAAUGUCUCGGCCCUGACGGUACGAGACAUAAAGUAGUGAUCAUGGAGAUUUCUGGACUUCCUGCUGGUCAUCACAUUGAAGAGCAUGGUCUGAAAUGGCUGAGAACAGAAGCCAACAAAGAGUAUUCGCCUGUCCGAGUACUGGACCUUUACGUGCACCGUAAGCCAAUGACUGCAAUCUUAACAAAGGCUUGCAUGGUGUCGGUCAUUUUUAUACCACUCCGUUAAAGGGCCGGAGGUUCUGAUACCGGAGGCCAGGUCCUUUGUGUGCAGAAGUUUUAACCCAUUCAUCCUAGAGUCCUGUAUAAGCUAUUACUACAACUGGAAAGUUUCAUGGAUGAUUGUUUUCUGGAAUUUCUGUUCUAUCCGGACCAACUUUACAACCCUCUCCCAGCACAGUCUUGACCCUUGAUCAGAAUGUGACGUUUCUUGAAAUCGGUGACCUGCGGCUUCUUCUGUACAUGCAUUGACUGUCAAUCACAGCUUAUCAGCCAAGUGUUCCUUCUAAUGUACCUAUGACCUGGCUGACUGUCCUCUGUGUGAUGGAGUGGACAAAGUUUAAUUACUUCACUACAGGUUGUAGAUCCAAAGUGUUCUCCGCUGGAUAUGUGCAAAGGCAAUAUGGAGCUCUGCCUCUAAUACCAUAGGACAAACGCACUGAAAACCUCAUCAGAAGAUCCCCUAAAGUCAUUAUCUUGCAUGUUAUUGGGCAUUAAAGGGGUUUUCCAACUUCAAUGUGUUUUUUUUUAAUUUUUUUUUAUUAAUACUCCCUCCACCCAAACCAGCGGGACCUGGCAAGGUAAGCAUACUUCCUGCUCCCUGACGAUCUGGCUCAGUGAGUACCCCGCUGACUUCACUGUGCUUUGGUGCCCACAUGUACACCUCCAGCAGGGACGGGGCUAGCCAAUCACUGGCCACAGUGUUGACCGUGCCAUGUCACUUGGGGAUUGCUGCUGCCUGGUCAUGUAGUCAUUGGCUGCAGCAGCACAUCAUCUGAUCUCUGACCAUGGGAUGUGCUGUGAAGAUCAGAAGUGAACAUUGGGGAGCAUUACGUAUAUGCUUCUCUUGACAGGUCCUCCUGGAUAAAGG
Molecule: messenger RNA, 3970 nt
Organism: Bufo gargarizans (Asiatic toad)
Lineage: Eukaryota; Metazoa; Chordata; Amphibia; Anura; Bufonidae
Gene: VPS26B
Product: VPS26, retromer complex component B
Exons: 6
Coding region: 132-1142 (336 amino acids)
Biological process (GO): intracellular protein transport; retrograde transport, endosome to Golgi
Cellular component (GO): retromer complex; endosome
Source: RefSeq, a predicted model, not a curated record